AAACCUGUGAAAAACAAAAGUAAAGAAAUGUGAAUAAAAUUUGAUUAUGUGCCCAAUUAAAACGCUGAAAAAAUUUAUUUAAAUAAACGGCAUCAAGAUGAUGAUAACGAUACAUGGAUUACCACCAACUACGAAGUAUGCAGAUCUGAAGCUGUUAAUAAAGCAGAAAUGCAAUAUUUCGGAUUUCAUCCUCGACUCGUUGGUGGUAGACGGCGCUGAUGGAUCAAAGAAAGUGCGUGUCGGCUUGGCUGACGAUAGCGAGGGUUCUCAAUUGAUAAAGUGCUUGGAUGGUUAUCGCUUGUCAGGAUACUUUUUGAGACUUGUUCCAGUAGCAAAAUCAUCUAAUAUUCCUCAAAGUAACACGUACGAUAUGCGAGGCAGUUACCAACCAAGGAAUGACUACCAGCAACCGGAGGCACCACAACUAACUCAGUGGGGCAAUCAAUCUAACAACUGGCAGCCUACACAACCACAUCCUCAGCCCACUUAUAGCAAUUAUCAAACACAACAGCAUAUCGCCCCUUCUUAUGGACAAAAUAUGGGCCAUCCAGUCAAGCAGCCUUUUGAUCAUCGUGAAGUAAUAAUGCAGCCAGGUCAAAGGGCACCACUUAACCACAAUUACAGCAAUAGCUACUCGCAAAAGAGCAAUUUGAUUAGUCUUGCACCUCAGAAGAUAGUACCGCAAAAUACAGUGCGCGAAGUUCCAGAAACGUCUGUGAGGCCGACCCAAGGGACCCGAUACCCACCGCAGCAGAACUAUAAUAUCCCAGAAAAACCAAUAACAAUAAUGAAGGAUAACUUCCAAGGGCCUUCUCAAUAUAGCCCGAUGAGCGGACACGACGCCGUGACUGCCAACUACCUGCCGUCCAACCAGCAGUCAGGCUGGCCUUCGCAGCACCAGUCAAAACCGUACGAGAAGCCAAUAUCACCGUCCUACGAAAAAAAACUCUACGACGACCGAAAGUACUCCUCAACCGCACCAGUAAAACCCGUGGUCGACCUCCCCAAGUCUGAUGUCUUCAAAAGCUAUGAUAAAUCCCGGGAAUAUUCCCCCAGAAGGGCGGAAAGGGGUUAUAGACGGGAUAUUUCACCAGAAAGGGGCAUUGCGCCUUCUGGCAGACAGAUUUCGCAUUCAGGCAGAAUUUCACCGGAAAGAUCUGGACGACAUGUUUACGUUGACAGAAGAUCGCCUGGACGCAGGGCUUCACCCGAGAGGCGCAUUUCGCCGCCCAGCCGUCACGUUUACCCGGAUAAUCGUAGGGUUUCACCCGGACGAAAAUUUUCGCCUGGACGCAGAGUUUCACCCGGACAUAGAAUUUCGCCUGGACGCAGAAUGUCGCCCGGACAUAGAAUUUCACCCGGACGAAGAGUUUCACCCGGACAAAAAGCUGCCCUCGGACAUAGGCUUUCGCACGGACGGAGAGUUUCACCUGGACAUAUAGUUUCGACGGAAAGGAGAGUUUCGCCAGCUGGCCGCCAAAUACAAGUGUCAGAAAGAGCGCCGUCCUCGCCUCACAGGCGAAUAUCACCACCAAGGAAAGAAGAGUAUGUACGCGGAAGAAAUUCACCACUUUCUCAUUCCGCAGCGGAAAGACGUAUGCGCCAUCCGUCACCCGGCCGGGAUCGCGACGAAGCGCAACGAAUUCCCCAACACGUGAGACACGAAUCACCCAGAAGGCAAGCUAUGAGGUACUCACCAACGCGUCAUCACGCCGACAAAUUGAUGCUGAUGGAGUAUCAAGACAGUCGACCAAGUAUCAAAACUGUUCGCCCCGCCUACGAGCCGCCGGCGCAGGCGUCAAACGAAGCUAAGUACACAGGUGGUUAUCGUCCCAACGUUCGCGAGGACUCUCAUUAUCCUGUAAGGCAGGAACGUUGGCAAGAAAAGGAAUUUGGUCUCAAGGACGACGAAGAUAGAAGAGACACAUCUAGACUUCAGACGUUUGACAUUCCGAGGGUUUCUGAGCAAGAGCCGAAGAGAUCUAUGUCACGUAAUCGUUUGUCGCGAUCACCUAGACGUGAUCGUUCGCCAGUUAAAGAUCGGAUGCGACGGCACUCACCUUCGCCGCGAUCACCUCGUCGCUCCUGGGCUUUGGAAAAGCGUCACAGCCCUGACAUUCGUGAACCACCCCCACCCCCUGUAUGGCCUGGACAAGACACCAAAAACUCGGAUUAUCAGCAACAUCCAAGCCGAUCCAACUUCUCGGGAAGAGAUCACGCUAAAAUAUCGGCGGACUGGCAGCAGUCGCAGGACAAAAAACGUGAUGAACUCAUCCGUCAAAGGAAUGCUGAUCGCGAACAUUACGAGGAGGAGAUGCGACGUCGUCAAAUUACUACAAAAUGGAAACCAGUACCGCAGAUGAGUCCCAAAGGGAUGUCACGAUACGUGGAAGACGACCGCGCACACAGGGAGGACAAGUUCGUUAGAAAAGGCUUUGAAGAGCGACGUGACUAUCGCGAGGAAGACGAUGAGCCUUCAGAUCGAAAACACAGAGAACCACGAGAUGAUCGAGAUGAUACACGCCACAAUCAAGAUUUUAAAAUGAAAGACGACGUUCAACGCAACAAAGAAAAAUACGCUGGCAACAAAGAAAAGUUUAUUGAGAAUAAAAAGAAGGAGAUCUUGAAAAAGCAGGAACAAUUGCAGAAAGAGAUUGACGAAGUGUACCAGAGAGCAGUGGACUUUACUAAAAAAGCUGAGCUGUAUAGAAAGACUGAAUUAAAGAAAGAUUCAAGCCACGAUACUAUUCGCCGUCGUAACGAAGAUUCGAGCCCUGAGACCACUCGUCGCCGUAACGAAGAUUCGAGUGAUUCUGACGGUACUAACGGUACGGUACGGUAUAAGGAAUAUUCUCGUAAAGAUAACAAAGAUUAUCCUAAGGACGCCAAGCAACCCCGUCACGGGUCCAUUGAAAACAAAGACAGAAUGUCUUCUCCAGCGAAGUCCAAAAGAAACACGGCAAGCGAACAGAUCGCAGACAAAAUAAUUACGAAAUUUGGAAACUAUUUGCCGAUUGAGUUGAGAACGCGUGUCGUGUUUGAAAUACAGAGGUCCAUUACAAAGAUUUUAAUGAAGAUGUUCGGCAACGAAGACGUUUCUUUUAUAGAAUUGGUAAUUAAAUUUAACUCUAAGCACAAAAUGGAGGAUGAAGAGGCCAUUUUCGAUGCUGUAAUGAGUAGUUUUCCUGCGCAAUUCAGACGUCCGAAACGGCUCGCUCAAGAUAAUUGCGAAGUUCCAGCUAAAUUCUCCAAGCUGGUUGAGGAUCCAAACUUGAAUGCAGGUGGACAACUUAGUGCAACGAAUCAAAAGAAACUUCCGAGUCGGCAAAGGCAGGCGAAGAAACCAGCGGUAAAGCCGCCAAAGAAGAGACCGUUCAAUUCCAAUCGAAGCUCUGUAACUGCAGCCAAAAGGCAAAAAAUUCUGCAAUCGGAGCUCACUCAAGCACCAGUAGUGGAACAACCUGUUAAGCGAGUGGAACUGGAUGAGAGGACCACUCAGAUCCUCGAGGAAGAACUGCAGGCAAUCAUGAUGAAGGUGUGGCAAUCCCUGCCGGACACUCCAUCCCUGCCGGCCGAGCGUUACGUUGCAGAGCGGCUGAGGAACGAGGCUAGCGACGACAUUCGAAACGUUCUAGGUCUCAAUGUAACAAAACGAUUGCUGAAUGUUUACAACCCGCUAUUUUUAAGGGUACAAUUCUCCGGUGACCCUGACCCCGUUCACCUUAAGCAGUUCUUAAAGACCUACAACAUACAGGAGUUCAGGCAACACAUGCAACAUAGCAACCUUUUCGUCGCGAGGGUGAGCGACAUAGCGGACUUCGACAGGCUGUGCGUUUUGAGCAACGCCAGAUGUGGUGAGACAACAGUAAGCAUAAAGCCGAGUUACAGAUUUUCACAGUGUCCGACAAAACUUAACACUGUGUUUAUCAAAAAAAAUAAAACUGUAUCGACGUCUAAAGAGUAUCACAACACUGCAGACGUCGAAGGUACAGAUGGUAUGAACUCUGAAGCUCCUUCAAUAGAUAAAGAAGCAAAACAAGCAACAAGAAAUUUUGAAUCAAAACAAAGAACUAACGAGACUAAAAUAGAUCAACCUCAUAAGACAAAUGUUGAAAAGAAAUAUGAAUCAGAUAAAAUUAAGACGCCAGCACAAAAUAACGUUGAACAAAGUAGUACACAUUUUAAAGCUGAUAGUGUAACGAUAACUAAACUUACACCUAAUAAAGUCCCUGAACCCAAACUAAAUGCAGUUGAAAAAGUAGUGAAAACUGAUGUCGGAAAAGACGCUCCGCAAAGCUAUGUUACUAAACCAUGUCGGAGUCCCCAAGCUGCAAUGAAACAAAAUACCACACCAGCUAAUAAGACCAAUUUUAAACAAGAUUUUGUAGCUCCAAAAACAUUUAUUGAAUCAACACCAAAAUCAACUGAAUGCCCUACUUCAACAACCAAUCCUAAGCCUAAACCUAAUCAGGUUAAUCAAGAUGUUUUAGCGACUAAAAAAGUAACUGAACCAAUCCCGAAAUCUACUGAAAAACCUGUUGCAAGCAUUAACAUUAAACCCAAACCAAAUCAGGCUAGCCAAGAAGUUGUAGUACCUAAAAAAAGUACCGUAACAACACCAAAAACGAAUGAAAAACCUAUUUCUUUAGUCAAUAUCAAACCAAAACCAAAUCUGAGGAGCCAAGAAGUUCUAACAACUAAAAAAGUUAUCCAACCAGCACCAAAAUCUACUGAAAAACUUAAUGCAGCAAUCAACAAUAAACCCAAACCUAAUAAGAGUAACCAAAAAUUUGUGGCAUCUAAAAAACAAGACCAAACUUCAAAACCGAAGCAGGUUUACCAUGAAUUUGUGGCACCCAAAAAAGUCACUGAAGCUUCUCCAAAAUUUACUAUAAGUGAUGUUGAUUCGAUUAGUUCUGAGCAUUUCGAUGACACUGACGAAAUGAACGACGAAGAGAUACUUGCUUUAAUAUCUACUGGCGUGGUUGUCGAUGAAUGCAGCGCAUCCGAAGAAGAAUGACGGCUUAGAAAGUAACGUGCUUUACAAAAUAUAUGAUUAUAUAUUUUAAACUGACUGCAUGUUUCUGGCCCUCGGCCAAAAAUAUACUAGAGGUGCUUUCGUCUCGUCAAAAAGUGUCAAUAAAUCGUGAUAGGAGCCUUUAGAUUCAUAUGAAAAUACGGAAAAAUUACGGAAUACUUAAUUUUAAGUAGCGGCAUACACAUUAUAAGUCUACAAUAGGCAUGAUUACAGUAAAAGAAUCGCUUAAUUAUAGUAUUUGUCUAAUGAUUCUUAUUAUUUUCAAUAAAUAAAACUGCAAAAUCUAGCGAUCCGCCAUGACAGGUGAAACUCCGAAUGACGUCACGUCUAUAUAAACAUAAUUUUGUACUGCUUGGACUUUGAAUGUUCCUGCACUUGUUAUUAUUUUGCAUAUAACAAUUAUUUUGUGAUAUCAAUACCAAAAUCAAUAAUCUUUAGCCAUGGAACAAGCACUGUUGCAGCUAGCUCUAAUUUGCCUAUGACGUCACGUGUGCGGCCACGACACCCGAUGAGCGUUUUCGCGAGAAAUAUGUUUUUUAUACAUAACUCGCAAUUUAUAUCAACGAAACCUUUAUUUUCUGCAAAAAAGAAAGACAUAUUUUGGAUAUAUUAGAUGGUUUAUAACAUCAAAGCGCAGGCAUUUUCGAAAUUAGUCAUCAUGUCUAUACUUCGUGUAUGUAAUUUAUAAACUCUGAACUACAUAGUUCAUUGUAAGUAAAUACUAAAAAUAUUGUUCUAACCUAAAUCUUAAAGUCUUACGUCGUUAUUAAUAAGGUCCAUAAAUUACAUGAGCUGUU
Messenger RNA from Pararge aegeria (speckled wood butterfly), 5835 nucleotides. RefSeq lists its product as uncharacterized. The transcript is spliced from 19 exons. Bases 98 to 5020 code for a protein of 1640 amino acids. NCBI's taxonomy places the organism in Eukaryota, Metazoa, Arthropoda, Insecta, Lepidoptera, Nymphalidae. The record is from RefSeq and is a predicted model, not a curated record.